Messenger RNA from Orbicella faveolata, 2137 nucleotides. RefSeq names its product GDP-Man:Man(3)GlcNAc(2)-PP-Dol alpha-1,2-mannosyltransferase-like. Gene Ontology annotation, molecular function: GDP-Man:Man(3)GlcNAc(2)-PP-Dol alpha-1,2-mannosyltransferase activity. Lineage: Eukaryota; Metazoa; Cnidaria; Anthozoa; Scleractinia; Merulinidae. The record is from RefSeq and is a predicted model, not a curated record. Gene Ontology annotation, biological process: protein N-linked glycosylation; dolichol-linked oligosaccharide biosynthetic process. Gene Ontology annotation, cellular component: endoplasmic reticulum membrane.
UUUUUUUUCUUUUUUUUCUUUUUUGGCCGCGUUUUCCUUAGUUUAAUGCGGGGACUGGGAUUUAGAAGGAAUGGCUACCAAGUUCAUACGCCGCCAUCUUUUUUUCAAUCUUCGUUGUCCAAUUUUGUCUCACAGUAUGACCAUCAAGAAUACGGUGACUGCUCUUACCAGAGAAGAGAUUAUCUCACUUCUGAUUCAAGCUGCUAUUUGGGCUAUGAUAGCCGUAGCUAUCUCUGUCAUAACUCUGGCGAUAGCAGUGAUUUUCCUUCGAUGGUAUGUGCGUAAAAGAUCACGGAAUGCGCUGCCACAUCUUCGGGCUGUGCGAGGCAAGAGAAGAGAUUUUCGGCCUGUUGUUGUUGGAUUUUUUCACCCUUACUGCAACGCAGGAGGUGGAGGAGAGAGAGUGCUUUGGACAGGCAUUCGAGCUCUCCAAAAUCGUUAUGAUUUUGUUCGUUGUGUUGUGUAUACAGGAGACCCGCAUGUUAGUGGAGAAGAAAUCCUUCGAAAAGCCAGGCAACGUUUCAACAUAUCUUUGCCCCAGCCGGUUGAAUUUGUCUUUUUAAAGAAAAGGCGCUGGGUUGAAGCGAGUAUGUAUCCAUACUUCACACUCCUGGGACAAAGCUUAGGAUCAAUGUUGCUGGGCUGGGAAGCUCUGAACUCUUACUUGCCAGACAUUUUCCUGGACACUAUGGGUUAUGCCUUCACUUUGCCUCUGUUUCGCUAUCUUGGUGGCUGUCAGGUUGGUUGCUAUGUUCACUAUCCAACCAUCAGUACUGACAUGUUGUCGCGUGUCGGGGGCCAAACAGUUUCAUACAACAAUGCUUCAUUCAUCAGUAAUAGUCGCAUUCUAAGCACGGUCAAGUUACUUUAUUAUUACUUGUUUGCAGUAAUAUAUGGUCUGGCUGGGUCUUGUGCUCAAGUUGUCAUGGUGAAUUCAACUUGGACAUAUGGCCACAUCUUGUCGUUAUGGAGGAAGAAGAACCAGACAUCCAUAGUUUAUCCACCUUGCGACACUCGGGCGUUCUUAGAAUUGCCAAUAAAGGUUGGUAGUGCAGACAUCGAUGAAGAUGACGAUGACAUUGUCCACUCCGUAGUAUCUGUUGGACAGUUCAGACCAGAGAAAGAUCACCCACUCCAACUACGAUCUUUUCAUGAGUUCCUCAAAUGCAAAAUGGCAAAAGACCGACACAAGUACAAACUAAUUCUUGUUGGGAGCUGCCGUAAUCAAGAAGACACAGACAGAGUAGAUUCUCUGAAACAGUUGGCAUCAAAGCUUGGAAUUAAAAGCAAUGUGGAGUUUGCUUUGAAUGUUUCCUUUGAGAAACUCAAGUCUUACCUUGCAGAAGCAACCAUCGGUCUCCACACAAUGUGGAAUGAACAUUUUGGGAUUGGCGUUGUGGAAUGCAUGGCCAGUGGUGCUAUUGUUUUGGCUCAUGACUCGGGGGGGCCUAGAAUGGACAUUGUCAUUGAAUGGGAAGGAAAGCCAACCGGGUUUUUGGCAAGUGAUGAGAAAAGCUAUUCUGCUGCCAUGGAGACGAUCUUUGCACUCUCACCAGAGGAGAGAAGUGUCAUAUGCCACAAUGCAAGGGACAGUGUCAACAGAUUUUCAGAGAAAGCUUUUGAAAAUGGAUUUCUUCAAUGUACUGAGCCCUUGUUCAUGAGUGUGUGAGUUCAAAUACAACACUUUUAUCCAUAAUACUAAUGUUCAGGACAUUGAGGAAUAUUGCAUUUACAAAGGAUUCUUCAAAUUAUUAUUAUUAUUGUGUGUUAAGCCCAUGAUACAUGGAAGUUCAGAGAGGCAUCCCAUUAUCAGGAAGAACUGUCAUGGGGCGGCAUGGCACAAGCACAAGUACAUUAUACUCUAUCAACCUCUUACUGCAAUCAAGACUGCGAUUAGAAACAGAUUUUAGGAAAAAAAUUCUUGAUUCUAGUUUGGUGAAAUAAAUAAUUAUUAAAAAGCAUGGCAGAAAUUCAGUAGUGCUAUAAUCAAACGAUUUAUCAGGGUUCCUUAGUCAAGAGCUAGCUUUAGGUUCCAAGUUGCUAGUCUCUAGGUUUGGCUGAAAGAGUUAAAUUGUUACAAAAUGGUUAGAGUAAUUUUCGAGAAUUGAAAUCAAUAAAACUUUAGUUUUGGGAUGUA